Molecule: messenger RNA, 1039 nt
Organism: Trichoderma asperellum CBS 433.97
Lineage: Eukaryota; Fungi; Ascomycota; Sordariomycetes; Hypocreales; Hypocreaceae
Biological process (GO): transcription initiation at RNA polymerase III promoter
Cellular component (GO): RNA polymerase III complex
Molecular function (GO): nucleotide binding
Source: RefSeq, a predicted model, not a curated record
GGUAAAUCGAUCUGCGAAUUGGCGAUUUGCGUGCUGGGCCGCCUCUCUUGCUAAAAAGUGAAAACGGAAACAUACAUUAUUUCAACUACGGGUUAUUAUUUUCAUCUCCAAGCAUCUAUUCGCUCUUUGGUGGUGUGGCUUCUGAGCUCGCCAUCUUCACUGCAGCAUAAACCACCAGCAAAAUGAAGGUCAUCGAGGCUCAGGCUGCUGUACUCACUAAUUAUGAAGUACUCCAGCAUCUGUCCCAGCAAAAGAACCUAUACAAGCUGAGGAAACGGCGCGGCCCUCCUAAUCUGGAGACGGUCGUCAGAGAGCUCAUUCAAUAUUUACAAUCACAUCCCAAUCCUCUAAGCCAGAAGCCCAGCACAUACACCCCCAACUGCAUCUCUCAACUGCUUGAACGCCUAAGCCCGUACGAGCUCUCCAAGGGUGAAGUCGUCAUGAUUCUCAACCUACGGCCAGCUUCUGUGGCCGCGCUCAACACGGUCAUCGAAGAGAUGGCGGAGCGCUUUAGCGACGAGCAACAGGAGGAAAUGGUCAACAUUAUCUUGGAGGUUUUGGGCCAGUUUGAGGCCUCAGAACCCAAUGCAAACGGCAAUGCGGACGAUGCCGCGGACGAUGUAAACGCUUCAUGAGACUUUCAUCUACGAUUAAAACUACCAACACCAGAUUCAUUUCUUUUUGGGUAACAUGGGCAAACAAUAACUCGCUUUGCUAUCUAAAAAUCACAUUAAGGACGGCAACAAACCGAAACACUUCACAUUAUCGUACAGCCACCCUCACUCUGUCCUCCUUUCUCCGUUGUCGUCGCAAUGGCCGUCUUGCAGAUAUCUUCAAAUGCCGGCCUUAUCAACUCGCCCGUCACUGCCGAGCAUUCGACAUACCGAUCUGCCCUCAUCUCCUGGGCCAUUCGAUAGGCGUCUUGCGGAUAUAUAAUACCAUUUGGAUCAUUCUCAGACCGCAAGUCUCUCUUCAGCCCCAUUAUUACCACCGGCAAAGAGUCUCUGCGCGAAAACGACUGUUUGACCUCGUUGAUCCA